AUGGAGAGCUCGUUAAAAACGCAGAUACAGAGAUAUCUGGUGGAGUCUGGUAAUUAUGAAAAGAUCUCUAACAACUUGAAUGAAAAAUUAUUACAAGAUGGCUGGAUGGACGAAGUGCGUCGAAUGACUAUGGACGAAAUCAGUUCAAAUAAAUCUACAAACUAUGCUGACAUUCUGGCCAAGAUAGAACCCCAAGCUUUAAGUAUGUAA
Messenger RNA from Maudiozyma barnettii, 210 nucleotides. RefSeq names its product Sus1p (gene SUS1). The record is from RefSeq and is a predicted model, not a curated record. Lineage: Eukaryota; Fungi; Ascomycota; Saccharomycetes; Saccharomycetales; Saccharomycetaceae. Gene Ontology annotation, molecular function: transcription coactivator activity. Gene Ontology annotation, biological process: mRNA export from nucleus; positive regulation of DNA-templated transcription. Bases 1 to 210 code for a protein of 69 amino acids. Gene Ontology annotation, cellular component: nuclear pore; SAGA complex. The transcript has 2 exons.